Falco peregrinus (peregrine falcon) is the source of this 4886-nucleotide messenger RNA. It is a transcript of the gene ARL15, whose product is annotated as ADP ribosylation factor like GTPase 15. The transcript has 8 exons. NCBI's taxonomy places the organism in Eukaryota, Metazoa, Chordata, Aves, Falconiformes, Falconidae. The coding region runs from base 595 to 1179 and encodes 194 amino acids. Gene Ontology annotation, molecular function: GTP binding; GTPase activity. The record is from RefSeq and is a predicted model, not a curated record.
GCCCCUCCCCUCCCUCCCCUCGCGCGCGCAGGGCCGCUGCGGCGCGGUGAGGCGCGGGCGGCGGCGGCGGCUCUGACAGCGCCGUGGGGCGCGGCGCCCCCGGACCCUCUGCGGGCGCUCGGGGCGGCGGCGGCCGAGCUCGCACCUUGCGGCGGCGGCCGAGCUCCCCGCGCCGCCGAGGCCGGCGGACCGGCGGCAGGAAGCGCAGCUCCCCCUGACGGCGGGGCCGCCGGUGGCCCAGCGCUGCUGUCAGCCGGGCGGGCGCCCGCGGCUCCGGAGACCCCCUCGGCAGCGCGGCGCCCGGCGCCACCCCGGUACAUGGAUUACCUGAAACUCAUAGUCCAUCCACAGCCUCUCUGGGUGACUGCAGAAGACAUAGAAUUGUGGAAUCACAAGAGAUUGGAAGUUGAGCGAGUUGAGGACUAUGUCUGAAUGUAUCCAGCUCUCAUUUGCUGUUUGUAGAAUUGGCAUUUACACGGUCCCAGCAAAGAACCAGAAGUGGAAUGAAGUGCAAGAGUAAACAGAAGCAGCAGCAAGUUGUUUAGGGAGAAGGAAAGAAUAUUCCUUCCCGUACCCCCAUGGUGGAAGUGUGGAAUGAAUGCUCAAAACAGGUGUUUCAGAGCGCUUUGCUGCAAGGGACCGCCACCACCACGACCUGAAUAUGACUUGGUUUGCAUAGGCCUCACUGGUUCUGGCAAGACAAGUCUUCUAUCACAGCUUUGCAGUGAAAGCCCAGAUAAUAUAGUCUCUACCACAGGUUUUAAUAUAAAAGCGGUGCCAUUCCAGAAUGCCAUCUUGAAUGUAAAAGAACUUGGAGGGGCUGACAAUAUCAGGAAGUACUGGAGUCGUUACUACCAAGGAUCCCAAGGGGUAAUAUUUGUAUUAGACAGCGCCUCCUCUGAAGAUGAUCUAGAAACUGCUAGGAACGAACUGCAUUCUGCUCUCCAGCACCCACAGUUAUGUACGUUGCCGUUUUUAAUACUGGCCAAUCAUCAAGACAAACCGGCAGCUCGCUCCAUACAAGAGAUAAAAAAAUAUUUCGAACUUGAGCCACUUGCACGUGGAAAGCGCUGGAUUCUUAAACCCUGCUCCUUGGAUGAUAUGGACGCAGUAAAAGACAGCUUCUCCCUUCUAAUAAACUUGCUAGAAGAGAGAGACUUCGAACCUUCAAGAAUGUGAAACACAAAGAGAGAAGAGUGGUUCUCUAGGCAUCACUGUACCUGCACAUUCUGUUCACAGCGUAAUUAUGUUGUAAUAUCAAGACUGUGCUGUGAUAUGUUGUUCAUACACAGAUAGUGCAGAAUGUCCCUUUGCUAAAAUAAAUAUUCUGUGAAUCAAGUACACAACUAUUUCCAGUAAAGUUGUCUACACUACUGAAAUAGGAAGUUCCUCUUUGUUUACCACUAUUUCUGCAUACUGCGUGUUGCUGUCUUGGAUUGCGAUCAUUCUUGACAGGAAAUUUUACACACACAGAAAUGAUGUAGUCUGUAAAGGAGAAAUUAUACAUGCUACCUUUGUUUUUUAAAAAAAAACAACCAAUGUCUUAAGGAUUUGUGAGACUAAUUUAUAUUAGCUCGUUUACUGACCCCAUGGUAUGGAAAAGCACAGCCACUGAAAACCUUAAUAGGAUACUUUGAAGGCAAGUAGUUUCAUGUUAAUGCAAAGGCUACUCCUAAGUGUUACUAAAUGAAAACAUAGUUGACAAGUUACAGCAUAUCUUACCAAAGGCAGAACUGUUAUUUUGCUGGAAGUUUUCUGAAAGGUAAAUUAGCAAACAUAAUGUGCACGUAACAGUAUUUGGAGAAAAUAGGGGAUGUUAAUAGGUGGUCUAAGUAAAAAUAUUAUUAGAAAACAGAAAGUUGGAUAAAGUAAUAAUUUGCAUUGAAAGUAGUUUUCCAUAAGAGAAGCAAAGCAAAUGUCUUUUAAUUCAGCUGUGGAGGCUUUAUUACUAGUUAGAAGUGUUACUGAUUUUAAGUAAGGAUUGCUUACUUUAUCACUCAUUCAUAGACUACUGUUAUCAUAACAUUGUCAAGGCAUCUAUACCAUAAUUAAGGGCCUUCCAGUGUUUGUAACUAUAAGCUGCUCUUUUCAAGUGAUUAUAACUUGUUCUUUGUAACUUCCUCUGGGCUAAAUGUUACUUAGAAGACAAAAAAGUAUUCAUUGGAAACGACAUUUGUGAUACAUUUGGAAAAAUCCCAUUCGGUUCCAGUAACAUUGCAUCCAGUAACAGUGCAUAUUUUCUCUUUCCCAUUUUUCCCCACUGUAGGACUGCAGUUCUUUGGCUGCGUUUUGUUGGUUUUUAAAGAACUUGUAAACCAAUUUUGUCCUUUAAAGAAAUGUGCCAGGUCACUGGUUCACCCUUAAGUCAGUCACAACAGGGUAUGAGCGGAUCAGUUACUGGACUGAUCCACACCUUGAAUGUUGUGCCUUGUGCAUUCAGCUACCCCCGUGCAUGAGCAUCUGCAAACACAAACUGUAGUGGUGUGUUAGUGGUUCCUCAUCGAUUCUGCUUGUUUUGAAGCUCAUAAUUCCUUUUUUUCAGGGCUUUAAGCAACAUAUCUUUUCAUGCAAAAGCUUGCUUUCUUGGGUUUUUUUGGUUUUUUUUUUUAAGUUUGAAGUUUAUUGUGGUUUCUCAGUAGUUUAUUUGGAAAUAUGGAAAUAGCAAGGACCAGCUUUUAAAGGCUUAUAAAAGCCAUUUCUCUAUUACUUGCAAUUACACUCUAUGUUAAACAACGUUUUUAAUAGGCUUUUUGUUUAAUUUUCAAUUUCCAUGGAUUUCUUGCAUUGCUCCCUCAGAAUUGUUUCUGCCCGAAUGCAUGGCCUGGUGAUCACUUUUUUAACUUGCUUCCUAUUAUCAGAAAGAAGCUGGAAAAACUAGUAAGCUCCUUGUUUAAUUUUGUGGUAGAAUAGGCAGAAAGCCUGAAGGGCAUCUGUUUUUUGCCUUGUUUUUCUUCUCUUUCCUGAUAGGUCAGUCACCUCACUCCUAAUACUCAGAAAUACCCAAGAACUGGAAUUGUUCACUUUAAAACACAGAAAGGAGCCCUACGUUGGUUUGGUUCUCUCUGCACAAUUUAGAUUGGACCCAGCUUCCUAUCCAUUUCUCUUGUGUGGGAUAAGGAGGCUCCUUUCCCUGGAUAUAAGAGGAACUGGAUCUAAUUUACAAAUCCAAACUCUGUUUUAGCUGACAUGAGCUUGGAGGCUGCAGAGUCCCCAGACUUCCACAAGGUCCCCAGGUUUCUGUCCUGUUUAGGGACAAUGGCAAAUAAGAAGUGGUAGAGAGGAGUGAGAGAAUUAUUUCCCAGAGAAGGCAGGCAGUUUGGGGAGGCAAAAAGAGGGAUUCAGAGCUUUUACUGUUUUUUUCAUUGAGCAUUAGUUAGAAGAUGACACUCUGAGGUUUUUUUACUAUUUUCCCCCUUAUUUUGCAUAUUAAAGUUAUGGACCAAAAGGUACAGCAAAUGAAAAUAAGCCCAACCAUAUUGUUCUUAAAACCAUACUUACUGAUACCAUCAAUGAGUCUGGUCCAAAACCUUCGAUUUCUGAGUUACAUUUUGGCCAUGAUUUCCCACUAUGCACUGUCAGAGGGUGCUACGAGACUUAACACGGAAAAAGCCCAAGUAGUCAAUGAGAACAUGGCUUUGGCAUAUGACAGUGGCCAAUUAGAACAGGAGCUUUUGAUGCGUAAUGCUUUUUCUUCAGGAAAAUGCCUGCUGCACAGGAACAGUGAUUAUUACUAUUUUUCAGAAUAAUUUUGGAUAUGCUUUUUCUUAGUAAUACAGUGAUCAUUCCUCAUCACAGGUUGAAACAAUACCUCAUAACUGCUUAAGGCUAAGACCAACGCUUAACUUUACUUUGAAUGUAGUUCUUCUGUGGUUUUGUGUUGUGGAUGGAAUUAAUAGAUGUGUACCUUUUUAAUGUCUAUAAACACAUGCACCUUUUUAUGGAGGAAUUUAAAAUGUUCAUAGCAGCUCAAGUCACACUUCCUUGUCUGGAAUGUCGUUGAAUGCUCUGGCUGUGAUAGUAUAUGUAAGCACCAUGCUGUUUUUAUUCAGAUGAACAAUCUCAAUUGAUUCUUUUUUUUUUUUUUUUUAAUCUUUUCACAUGUGUUCAUCUUUUAUUGGAAAUAAACUUAGGCACUAAGCUCUACUUUCCAUACAAGUUCAUUAAGGAGUGAACAUUGUCUUUUUAAAAAAGAUACUGUGCUUUAAUGUUCUUUAGCCAUCUGUUAAAUUACUCUGUGUGUGUAUGUGUAUGUGCCCACAUUGGGCUUCUCAGACCUGUGGCUGUCUGCAAUGUCUCAGCCGUCAGAAUGAAAACAUUAUCAAUCAGUAUCCAACAACAGCUGGUUUUGACAAGCUUCUGUCUGCUGCCUAAUGCUUUACAACUUGUCAAUAAGACCUCUUUGUCUACCCGCUCUGAGCUGGCAAUCUUACUGCUUCCAUGUUGUGUCCUGUACUUGUACUUGUAUGAAAAAAAGUUAAAUCUUAGUGGGGAUUGAUAUUUUCUUGCUGUAUAAUGGUUCAUGUGUAUCUUAGCUUCUCACUUCCAAUGUGCUAUACAAAAAUCUGUGAUGUAUUAUUUCAUUUAAUUUCUUGCAUUUCAUUAUAUUUAUAGAAGUUGCAGAUUUUUGUACCAUGUUAGUUAAUACAGUUGCCUUUUUGUAAUGGCAAUUAAUUUAUAUUACAACAGUUUGUAUCUUUACGGUAGUCAAAAGUAUUAGUUAACUGCCAUAUUAUCUUGACUUUAUACUAAGAAUACAGUGUCUAUACACAGAAGUUGACCUAUUCAAGUGGACAACUGGUGACAUGAGGAACUUGUACUGUUUGUGAUUUAUACAUGAUUUCCAUUAUUAAAAAAAAAAAAAGAAAAUAAACACUGUGUAGAGUUGA